UCUUUCAAUAUUUUGUUGCUAAUAUCGCAUAAAACUAUUCUAUUUUUAGUACGAUCGUGAUUUUGUGUUCCAAGCAAUUCUAUUAAUUUGAAUUCGACGCAGAUGGCGGUCGCGCACGAAACCCCCACUUCACGGCGGCCAUGUUGGCGUGCGGGCGCAUGCGCGACAGGGAGCUGCGCCUUUGCAGUCUGUUCUCGGUCAGUCAGUCGUACGGACGCGCGAUUCACGUUUCACGCGCAGUUUCGGAUGCGUGGACCGAGCGAAAUCGUCGAUGGUCGUACAUUUAACGGUGGGAUUACUGCCCGACAAAGAAACUCCGUUUCGUAUGCGGUCGGCUGGUGGUGUCUCGUGGUGUGACGGUUUCUGCUAAGGUCGCGGUGGCACGUUUCGCUAUGUCGCAAGUGCUUUGGCCGCAAGAGGCGCAGUGACGACUCGCCCGUGUGCCUGCCGACAUCCUCGACGGCCCUGCGAUGGAGUCUAUCAGAAAAUGGUUCUACAGGCCUAAGAGGGACGAUACGAGUCUGCUCGCUCAGUUUUUCUACGCUGACGAGUCUCUGAACGCCGUCGCCUGCGAACUGGACUCCUUCGACGGCCGCCAGGAACCGGAGAGAUGCACCACGCUGGUGAAUCAGCUGCGCCGUUGCCAGGACACGGUGCUGACGAUAUGCAGCCAGAUAAUGGACGACCUGAUUCCAGAGAGCAGGGCGAACCGGGAUUUCAGGGUGAAGUUUCCCGACGAUGUGAUGCAGGAGAAUCUGGCAGGGCAGCUGUGGUUCGGCGCGGAAUGCCUGGCAGCUGGUUCCUCCAUCAUGAACAGGGAGACUGAAAGUUUAGCCAUGAGACCUUUGGCGAAGGCUCUGACAAGGUCCCUGGAUAUCGUCAGGAAUUUGCUCAGAGAGCACGCGCUGAAAGGUCACAUGAACCUGAAGUUGCUUUUUCAGACGCAGAACCCGCUGGACCCAUCGAUGGAGAAAUUAAUCGAGUCGUUGAAGAUCUUCGACCGACUGUUCGCUGAUUUUGAGCUGAUCUACGUCGGCGCCAUGGUACCGGUAAAAUCGACGAAGGAGUACGAGCAGCAGGAACUCGUUUGCGUUUUAUUUUCGGAGACGUUGCAAAGAGCUCUUGAACGCGGACUGCUCAGCCAAGCCGACGUGGAUAAUUACGAGCCAGCUCUGAUGUUUACUAUUCCUCGUUUGGCGAUUGUUUCCGGCCUCUUGGCUCCGCCUGGAGGUCCUUUGUGCCUCAAUUCCCCAGACAACAUUAGUGAAAUGUUUAGACCUUUUAGGACGCUUCUUCUAAAAAUAAGAGAGCUUCUCUGGACGUUGAACAACCGCGAGCUGUACAUGCUGGAGAAACUGUUGUGUUCGAACGAGGAACCGUCGGGUCCUAUCACGCAGUCGUCCAAGUCUGCGUGUCAGGACAUACCAGACCUCGAGGAGUUCGUUCACAAUUUUUAUACCGGUUACCCGAACUGCAAAGACUUCAUCGUAGAUUUUUACACAGUGACGAGGAACACGGGAAAUAACAUGGACGAAGUAGCGAACGACGCCGUUAAAAGUUUAGCCGAGGAAAGCGAGAACGUCGAUCGUUUGGAUGAUAGGCAAGGUGAAACGAGAAUGAUCGUGGAGACUGGGCCUAACCGCCUAAUCGCGUCGACGGACGGUUACGAAGAGAGUGUUAGGUGCAACGGUGGUGCGAGGACAUCCAGUGAACGGGAUAGUGUCUGUGACGAAGUGCAAUACAGCGUGAAGAUGAACGGUUCUUGUGGUUCGAACGACAGCAGACAGCUGUCCUGCGACGAUUGUCCCUACUCGAGAAGAGAAGAGAAUAACGCGAGUCCUGUCUUCCUGGAGCAAGUCAAUACGGCGCAGAACACUGGCGAGAGCAGCGUUUCCAGUUCCAGCGACCAGUGCGCCAACCAUCUGCACAAGCAGCAAGAGGAGUUCAUGACCAGAGACAUAUCCGAGAUGCUGGGCGCCUCGGGCAACAUCGAAAUCCCCCAGACGCAGUACCUGUUGAACCAGGUCUCGCACGAGAACAACGUGACGGGCGAGACGGUCCACAUUCAGAACUCCCUACCGGACCUGGACUCGAAGAAGCUCAUCUCCGAGGCGAACAAGACUCUGUCGAACCUCUUGUUGGACGGAGAUUGUCAGAACGAGAUGUCGGAGCAGACGGACUCGGGGAUCUGCACGGUGAUAUCGUCGGAGAACACGAGCCUGUACGACAAGAGUCCCGAGGAGAAGAAGACCUUCGCCAACGAGAUUCAUCAGGACGAGCAGGUCUUGGACGACGAGGACACGCAAGAGAAUACCAGCUACUCCUGCUCUAACUUUAACUCGCCUAAGAGAAAGAGCUCGACGAUCUCUGAGAACUCGUGCGUUUGUAGCCUGAGAAGCACCAAGACUGUCACGUCCAUGGACCAUUCUAUCGAGGUUCUACACUCGGCCAGCACGGAAGCCGCGAAAAACAUUCCAAGGAUAUCUUCGAACUUUGACGGUACCAACGAGGAGUUCGUGGGGGUCGCGUACGGGAACGGUCACAUAUCCGUCUGCGAUUCCAAUCAGUCGAGCUUCCAGAUUAAUUACACCGAGAACUGGGAGAACCUGAACCUGAACAUCGACGCCUCGACGUCCAGGAAGGAGUUCUGGAGCGACCUGAAGUGCGAGAAUUGUCCGUCUACGUCUCAGAACAUCGGUAAGAUCGGAACAAAGAUCGAGCAGUACGCUCAGGACAAGAUGGCGUCAAGGAAGAUGAGGUACGAGAAACAGAAGCGACGACAUCAGCGCAAACACGAGAGGAACGGUCAGGUAGUCCACCAGGCGAUGCAGGAGACCAGGACGCCGAGUUUUCCUAACGUACGAUCCGCCACGAGCACGGAAAGUUCAAGGUCCAACUCCACGGAUCGUUGCUUGAACCCCAGGCUGAUUAGCUACGGAGCCAGCUUGCAUCCCAGUCAGAACACCAGGCAGAUGCCCAACUUCGGUAGCCACAGUCCUCACGCCAGUCCAAGAUUGCAGCAUUUCGAGACGCGCAGCACACCCGCGUCAGGGCAACGAACCUGCAGCGUCGCGUCGAAAAUGCAGAGAAACCUGUCGCCCCAGAAUAGGAAGCUUUUGGACCACAGGAGAUCGAGAUCGGAGCAGAUGUGUCGAAUGAAGAGGAGGGAUCUCGAAAAGAGAGAGAAACACGAUCGGGUGAACUCACGUUCGGAGCAAACCAAGAGAAAAUUGGGAAGCAGGAGCCCCAAUGAACUGAUGAACGACGGUUUGGGACCAAGGACGGACAAGAGUGGCCUGGUGACCGAGCCAGUUUCACCCGUGAUGUCGCAGAACGUUUCCUACGGGAUGCAGAAUGCAAUAAAAGACAAUAAUAUACAGAGAGCUACGCGAACGAUAAGACUGGUGAACGCGUCGGCGGUUUCUGGAACGCAGUCUUUCAAUUCGGAUCAUACGUUGAUUCAGAAGCCUGAAGUGGGGUCCAGUUCCAGUUGUUCCAGUUGCUGCGACUCGAGCUCAGAGACCAGCGAGUUUCAGAGCGACUGUCAGGACGACGAGGAAAUCGCCCUGGCGAUGCAAGCCGCCGAGAUAGCGAAUAGGAAUCAGAUCCGGGCGAAGUUUCGGUCGUCGGAGGAUCUUGUCCAUCGUCUGUUCGUGUGCAUAGCAGGCGUGGCUGAUCAGUUGCAGACAAACUUCGCCUCGGAUCUGCGCAAUAUUUUGAAGUGCGUGUUUCUUAUGAACAGUAGUCAAACCGUAGAAGACGGGGAGACGAAAGAUGAAAGUGUAACGACGGAUACUCAAUUAGCAAGUCCUUUGAACGAUACGGGUACCGAUAACGAUCAGCAGGAUUCGUUGCAAGAAUACGAAGACGAUUUAGAUGAAACUCCUGCGAUGAAUGACCAAAAUAAUGGUUCUCCUGUAACCGAACGUGGAGAAGAAUGCGUUGAAAGAGCACCAGCCUGGGUUCCCGACAAUGACGCGCCAAGGUGCAUGGCCUGUCAAGCAGGAUUCACCGUGGUGCGACGAAGACAUCAUUGCAGAAACUGCGGCAAGGUGUUCUGCGGUCGUUGCAGCAGCAACAACGUUCCCCUACCUCGUUACGGGCACAUGAAACCCGUGAGGGUGUGCAACAGGUGUUUUCUCUAUCAGGUGACGCCGUUCACCGUUUCCCAAGUAACGCCCGCGAGCUGAACAUUACCAGAACGAGGUAUAACUUACGGAAUAAUUUUUCUUCAAACGGUAACGUUCUUGUUAAUAUUCUCUGAACAUUGAGCCGUGUACCACGCGCGCAGAACAUCCGUUUCUUUCUUCUAAUAGGGAUACAAUGUUUCGAAGUUCGUCGCUUAGAUAAACGUUACGGAAAAAAAAUAUAUAUAUAUAUUUUAAACGUAUAAACUAUGAAUACAGACGUACGGAGUAUAUGGAAAUUCGGUGGUGUUGUAUUCUUCCGAUUUUUAUUCAAAUUGGACUCGUCGAAGGGUUAUAGUCCGCUAGGAAACUCUACAUAUUUGUGCAGCAAACCUAGGGGCGUGUAUAUUUUUUCUUUUAAUCGAUGAGGCUCGAGUUUAAGGCAGUGAAACUACCCAUUUAAUACUUGAAAAGUUAUUGAAAAUAUGGAGAAGCUUGUUAUACGAAUGUUCUCUGUGAUCUUUUACGCGAUCUUUAACGCUUUCGCUGUGAAGUACAAUUAGGAGAAAGUGGUUUAAGAAAUGUUUAUUUUUUUAUGUUCUGAAUUGCUUUUGUUUGUGAUAAGAGACAAAAGGAUCGCAUCAUGCGUGUAUUAUUUUGUUAUUUUUCAUGUUAUCCGUUAACAAUCGAUGAUCAUUAAUAAUAGGUUAUUAAUUUUAAGAAGUACAUUUUUUUUUAUUAGAGAAUCGAUGCCAUAUUAUUUUCAGAAGCAUUCAAAUCGUCGACUUUAGAAGUUAAAAACACUUUAAAAGACAGAACAAAAGACCCUUUUAGGUCUCACAUACUUAGUGUCUCAGAUUAGGUGAUACUAUACAUAUAGACGAAUUCGAAGUGAAACAGUCUAUAUAUAUAUAUAUAUGAUAUUAAACUUUAUGUUGGUAGGUGACGGAUUUGUGAUUACAAAAUAAAUAAGAAUAGUCGAACA
Hylaeus anthracinus is the source of this 5112-nucleotide messenger RNA. RefSeq names its product lateral signaling target protein 2 homolog. Gene Ontology annotation, cellular component: early endosome membrane. The record is from RefSeq and is a predicted model, not a curated record. The transcript has 6 exons. Gene Ontology annotation, molecular function: metal ion binding. Lineage: Eukaryota; Metazoa; Arthropoda; Insecta; Hymenoptera; Colletidae. The coding region runs from base 471 to 4190 and encodes 1239 amino acids.